ACUCUACACUACAUAUUGGUCCUUUGUGUCUUCAGAAGCCCUGGCUUUCUCACACCGAUAAUCACUAUUGUUGACCUUGGAAUACAGAAUUUGAACCAGGGAUCAGAAUGCCUUCCAUAUUCCUAGUCCCCAUUUGUCUUCUGUCCAUACUGUGUGGAUUUCAGUACCAGCCUAAUAAGACUGAGAAACAUCAGGACCUCUAUUCCAAUGCGGAUACAUUAGAAAUCCCAGCUAGUCUAAAGACUGGUGUGAAAGAAGUGAUUUUUCUGGGAACUGGUAUUUCAGAGAUCAAAAAUGGGGCCUUUAAAAACAACUCCCAGCUAGAGAAGAUCAGCUUUCUUAACAAUCCUAUUGUUUCAAUAGAAACAAAUGCAUUUGAAGGUUUAGACAGCAUUACAGAUAUUGAAGUUUUAGGCAGUAAACUGCAGUUACUACCUGUUGGUGUUUUCGACCACGUUAAAACCCUGGAAACUCUCAUAUUAAAGAACAACAAAAUCAACACAAUACAGAAAGGCUUAUUCAAUGGACUUACACAUUUGAAAACGCUUGAACUGCACAUGAAUGCAAUCGAUUCACUUCCUGAAGAAAUAUUUGAUCAGCUUGAAAAUCUUGAAACUCUUCACCUGGCCAAAAACCAUAUAACCUCUGUUUCAAAAGAUAUUUUCAGUAAACUUCAUAACCUUAAAAAGCUUCGACUUUACGAGAACAAGCUCAGAGCUGUUCCUGAUGGCAUCUUUGAUAACCUGCCCAAUUUGACUGAGAUUGCACUGCAACACAACAAGAUCAAGACGUUGCCUCCUGGUUUAUUUUCACAAAAUACAAAUGUAGAGAAGCUAUACAUGGAAAAUAACUCUAUUUCACAGUUACCGUUAGGGAUUUUCUUUGGUCUUCCUAAAAUCAAAUAUCUAAAGAUUGAUAAUAACCAACUAACAAAACUGCCUGAUGUUCUUUUUGGAGCAAUGCCCAAACUGACUGAUCUUAAGCUUUCCAGCAACGCUCUCAUGACUCUCCCAGAUGGGAUCUCCAGCAAUCUCACCUCUCUAAAGAAACUGGUUCUGUCUAACAAUCACAUUACUCAAUUGACAAGCUACAUUUUUGAGGGGCUGCAAAAGCUGACGGACCUAGAUUUACAAAAUAAUAAUCUGAAGUCCUUGGACAGCCAGACAUUUGUCCUUUUGCCCAAAAUCAAAAAAAUAUCACUAAAUGGUAAUCCGUGGAAUUGUGACUGCAAUUUGAUCAAUCUCGUCAACUGGAUAAAAGCAAAUCCGACAAAGGUCAAGUCAUCUGCAUCUGGGACUUGUGAAAGUCCUGAAAAUCUGAACGGCAAAGUCUUAAAUUCCUUAACAGAAGACCAGCUCAUUUGUCCAACUACUCCUGUUGUCAUCACCACAUCAGCACAUACCACCACAAUAGCCUUCACAACUACAGUAAGUACUACAGUUCCUGCCACUACCAAGAUCGAGACUACAUCACAACCAACAACAGAGGAAGACACAACCACCACCUUGACUACCAAUGAAGCCAUACCCACCACUACAGUGAUGCCAACCACACUGGCAACUACAACCGAGCAGCUCACAUCCACAGAGCCAACAACAAUAUUUACAACCUCCACAGAGCUUGAAACCACAGUUCAGACCACCACAGUUCCUGCCACUACCAAGAUCGAGACUACAUCACAACCAACAACAGAGCUUGAAACCUCCUCUUUCCACCCACAGACAACCAGUUCCUCUCCCACUUCGUUGACAACCACACCCACCACCUCAAACAAAGGUGAAGACACAGAGGAUGAACAUAGGCAGAGCAAGGGCCUCAAGAAAGAGGUUCUGAUCACAAUCAUUGUGCUGGUCUGUACCGUUGUCAUCUCUCCUGUGAUUAUCUGCCUAGCAUGCCGGAGUAACAAAAAACGCUCUGGUGCCAGAUUAACACAGGUGACCAAAAGGAAUGCAGUCAUUUAAUAGAGAGAGAGAGAGAGAGAGAGAGAGAGAGAGAGAGAGAGAGAGAGAGAGAGAGAGAGAGAGAGAGAGAUAGAUACUGUGCAGAUAUCACAUUGAGGCAUGUAUGACUAACUACUGAAGGUUUUCCAAAGCUUAUCUGUAUGCAGUCAUUUAAUAUAUAUAUAUAUAUAUAUAUAUAUAUAUAUAUAUAUAUAUAUAUAUAUAUAUAUAUAUAUAUAUAGUACUGUGCAAAAGUUUUAGGCAGGUGUGAAAAAAUGCUGUAAAGUAAGAAUGCUUUCAAAAAUAGACAUGUUAAUAGUUUAUAUUUAUCAAUUAACAAAAUGCAAAGUGAGUGAACAGAAGAAAAAUCUACAUCAAAUCAAUAUUUGGUGUGUCAAUCUGGGGCAAUAUGGAGGCUGUCUAUCUAACUAUCUGCCUGUCACACUUACUCUCUGUGACAGACCUGUUAACCAAAAUGUAAAGAGGAGCACUGUAAUCAAACCAUAGAUAAUGAAGACUGCUGUGCGGUGCCACUUCGAAGGUACUGUACAGACACAAAGCAAUACAACUGAUGGGGGUGCUUCAAUUAAACAAUAAUAGGUUUGUUGUGUUUGUUUUUUUAAAUAAAACAGAAACCUUAACCUUUCCCAAAGUUCAGCAUUUCUUCUUGUCAGCAAGAAAGAGUUUCAAUCUUAGUACAAUGGUUCCGGAACUCUAUUCUCGGAGUGUUUACUGGAAGAACCCUGUGCCCUGCUCCACACCCACUGUAAUCCACUCUACACUACAUAUUGUCAUCACCACAUCAGCACAUACCACCACGAUAGCCUUCACAACUACAGUAAGUACUACAGUUCCUGCCACUACCAAGAUCGAGACUACAUCACAACCAACAACAGAGGAAGACACAACCACCAUCUUGACUACCAAUGAAGCCACACCCACCACUACAGUGAUGCCAACCACACUGGCAACUACAACCGAGCAGCUCACAUCCACAGAGCCAACAACAUUAUUUACAACAUCCACAGAGCUUGAAACCACGGUUCAAACCACCACGGAGAUGUCAACCCCAAUGAGUACCACCGCUGCACAAACCACAGCCCUGCCAACAACUACAGGGGCCUGGACAACCAACGCCCUAACAACCUCCACCCUGCCCAAACUACAGAGCAAACAACUACCAUUGUAAAAACGGCAUCACCAACCACAACUACAGAGCAAACAACUACCAUUGUAACAACGGCAUCACCAACCACAACUACAGAGGACACUGCUGCAAUUUCAACCUGGUCACCUGACGCUAUUCCAAGCCAGUGCUCCCUUACUGAAGUAGAUGGGACUAGUGUUAUAAACUGUGUGAUCUCUAAAUGUCCUGUGAUUAAGGCUGAAGCACAGAUAUUUGAUGAUGACAAUAAGAAUGGAUUCAAUCACAGACUCUUUUGUGACUUGUCUCAAUCCUCUCAGUGUGCCAAGGCUACUUUGACCAUUAUUAUUAACUAAACCUUGAGGUCAACUUGAAAUAAAAUAACAGCUUGUAUGCCUAUAUUGUUAAUAGUGUAGAAACUGUAGUUCACAGUUUAAUUAAAUUGUUAUUGUAUUUACUGAGCAUGUAUGCUUUUAUGUCCGCAUACUUGUAUCUGAAGUUAUAAUUAUUUUGUGCAUUCUAUCAAAUCAAUCAAAUUUAUUUAGUGUAGCGCCUUUCAUGCCAAGGCAUCCCACAAAGUGCUUCACAUUACAAAUAAAUAUACUAUACAAUAAUAUAAUAUAAUAUACAAUAAAAUCUUCAAAAACAUCCAAAAACAAAUGGUGGGUGGGGGGAAUAAAAUAAAUACAUAUAGACAAAACUCUAAAAUAGGCCAUCCCAAUCUACAAAAAGGCCUCUGCGUAAAGAUAUGUUUUAAGCUUUGAUUUAAAUGCAUUUAUUCAGUCAGCAUUACGGAUUUCAAUUGGAAGAUUGUUCCAUAAUACAGGUGCAUAAUGACUAAAGGCUCUUCCACCACAAGAGCUACGUUUUAUCAUUGUAGUCAAAGGAAGCCCAGCAUCAGCAGAUCUCAACUGGCGUCCAGGGACAUAACGUAAAAGCAUAUCAUUAAUGUAAGCAGGGCCAUUUCCAGAGACAGACUUAAAUGUCAUUAAUAACAUUUUAAAAAUAACGCUGUACUUCACCGGAAGCCAAUGCAUGCGGGCAAGAACAGGUGUAAUAUGUUCAAAUUUCUACGUCAGAUUCUGCAAGAUACAAACAGACUUGAGAUUUAUUCCGCAAAUGAUAAUACGCAGACUUCACUACAGUUGAAAUGUGAUGAAAACUAAGAGUAGAAUCAAAUAAGACUCCAAGACUUUUCACAGCUUGCGAAGAGCUGAUGGGGGGUUUGCCAAAGGUCAUUGGUUGUGGGAUUUUAUUUAAUGCUGUUUUAGAGUCAAUUAAAAUAAAUUCAGUUUUAUUUGCAUUUAA
Molecule: messenger RNA, 4392 nt
Organism: Acipenser ruthenus (sterlet)
Lineage: Eukaryota; Metazoa; Chordata; Actinopteri; Acipenseriformes; Acipenseridae
Product: leucine-rich repeat-containing protein 15-like
Exons: 2
Coding region: 108-1961 (617 amino acids)
Cellular component (GO): plasma membrane
Molecular function (GO): protein binding
Source: RefSeq, a predicted model, not a curated record